UUAUGCGCUGUGUGGCUGUCAACAUUACAUCUGUUCCGGAGGACAGAAGCCGAUUCUCAAAUUUCCUUUCUUGUUCUUUUUAUACCGUCCUUGCGAUCUCGCGAAACGACAUCAGUCCCGUUCCAAAUGGAACGUACGAAUAAAGCAAGAACGCAAGAAAUGCCCGGAUGUUGUUCCUGUCAGCAAUCUUAAAUCAAGGAUGCAAGGUUGGAUACUUGGCUGGCUAAAUAUCCCAAGAUGCAUUUCGAUCUGCUCUCACGGAAAUAGGUCAGAAGCGGGCGGCAAGGGGGAGAAGUUGACAAGAACGGCCAAGGACGAGACAAGCUGACCGCGAGCGAACUGGCACCGAAGCUCCAAAGUGCUCCAGAAUGAACGAGACGGCGGGCCUGCGCUUCCGGAGGCAAAACCGACAUGAAGUCAUCACCGACCACCAAGCCGAGCGCGUGCGCAAGGGCAACGGGACGUACAGCGGACGUGUGUUCCGCGUGACUCUGCUGUCCGUGGGCGGCUUUUUGCUUUUGCCCCUGCUCGUCAUCGUGCUGAUCCUGGAGUCGCCCAUCCAGCCCGACGUCCUCGUUCUGAAGGAGCCGCCGCCCAUGUCGGGCUGCUGGGAAGCCAACCACAAGCUGCGUCUCGCUCGCAGACUCUACGAGGACGCCAUUGCCGGACCCGAAUCCGUCGCCAACAUCGGAGAUGUUUUUUAUAGCGGAACGGCCGACGGCAGGAUCGUGAAGCUGGUUGGUCGAAGGAUUCACACGGUGGCCAGAUUGGGAAAACCUCCCUGUGGGUCCCCGGAGGAUGAGGUGACCUGCGGGAGGCCCCUGGGCAUCCGAACGGGGCCCAACGGGACCUUAUUUGUUGCAGACGCCUACUUGGGCAUCUUCCAGGUCAAUCCCAGCACAGGUGAGUCGGUACGGUUGGUGUUGGGAGGUCAGGAGGUGGGCGGCAAGAAGUUGCUGUUCAUCAAUGACCUGGCGGUGACGCAGGAUGGCAAGAAGGUGUACUUCACCUCCUCUAGCAGCAGAUGGCAGCGCCGAGAUUACCUCCACCUGGUCAUGGAGGCCACAGCUGACGGACGGGUUUUGGAGUACGACACGGAGAACGGAGAAGUCAGCGUGGUCAUGGACAACCUGCGAUUCCCCAACGGCAUCCAGUUGCUUCCCGACGAGGAGUCCGUCCUGGUGGUGGAGACCACCAUGGCCCGAAUACGCAGGGUCCACGUGGCAGGACUGAACAAGGGCGGCAUGGACACGUUCAUGGAGAACCUUCCUGGUUUCCCCAACAACAUCCGUCCCAGCUCCAGCGGCGGCUACUGGGUGGCGAUGUCCGCCGUGCGCCCCAACCCCGGAUUUUCCAUGUUGGACUUCCUGUCGCAGAGACCCUGGAUCAAGAAGUUACUCUUCAAGCUCCUGAGCCAGAACGCCAUGAUGAAGUUGGUCCCUCGUUACAGCCUGGUGGCCGAGCUCCACGACGGCGGCAUCUGCUCGCGGAGCUUCCACGACCCUGACGGGCUGGUUGCGGCAUACGUGAGCGAGGCACACGAACACAACGGGAGCCUCUACCUGGGGUCCUUCCGAUCGCCUUACCUCGCCAAACUGGACCUGAGCCUCGUGUGAUCUCGUGGCCCACCGAGGCGUCAAUCGAGUCCCUCCAUAAUUUGUCGCCUGGGAUCUCGUCAUGGACCCAACAGUCUUUUGGGAGUUUUACUCUUCCGCUUGUUUUGCAUCCACGUCAAACUCGCCCUUCCUUCAUUCCCUCUUUAAUUUCCUCGCUUCCUUUUUGUGUUGAUGUGCUUUGAGAAUCUAAAAAGGCCGUCAGGCUUAAGUUGAAAAAUUAUGUAAGAAAAUGUCCAUUCGUGUUGGGAGUCAAUGAUGAGCUCUCUCGGACAUGUGUCGUGGAUGGGCGGGGCUUGUAUGGGGGUUUGAAUUAUCAGUGCAAUCAAACCUAGACGAGCCCCCGUCCAGAGCAAACUGUGAAAAAAAAAAAAAGUGAACCCAGGUGACUGCUGAGAGAUGAUGUAUUCAGUUUGGACUGAAUACAAUAAAUUCAAAAGAAUGUGUGCAGACUUUGAAAA
Hippocampus comes (tiger tail seahorse) is the source of this 2074-nucleotide messenger RNA. It is a transcript of the gene apmap, whose product is annotated as adipocyte plasma membrane associated protein. Lineage: Eukaryota; Metazoa; Chordata; Actinopteri; Syngnathiformes; Syngnathidae. The record is from RefSeq and is a predicted model, not a curated record. Gene Ontology annotation, molecular function: arylesterase activity. The transcript is spliced from 10 exons. Bases 369 to 1616 code for a protein of 415 amino acids. Gene Ontology annotation, cellular component: endomembrane system.